CGCGCACUGCAUGGCUCCGCCACACACACAACUCCGCGCGCGCCGCACUCUGCCUCCGCCACGGACCACUCCAUAACUAUCUCCGCCUCCGCAGUCUCCCCGCGCCUUCGCUUCAAGCCACUCCACCGCCAUAUACGCAGUGUAUACCCUACACCUGCUAUACACUACACACACAGAGCUAGCUCACCUCCGUUCUACUCCGCCAGCCCAAUCCCUGGACGACACAGCCACCUGCCGCCCGUCGCGUCGAUCACCUCCUCGCUCUUUUCUUUUGGAACAUAUAUCUUACUCCAGUAGCAUUGGAGGUGGCAGAGUGUGAUGAAUAACCAGUGCGUGCCGAGCUGGGACCUGGAAGAGACGGUCGGUGCCGGGAUCACCCCGGUGUCCGCCGGGCCAGCGCUGCGCAUGGCUUCUCACGCGGCGCCGGUCGCCGUCCCCAUGCCGGACCAGUACGACGAAGUGGCGGAGCUGACGUGGGAGAAGGGCAACAUCUUCUGGCAGGGGCUGCUCAGCCGCUCCGCGCCCAAGUACCCGGCCGCGCCGCCGCCGGCUCCGUCGCAGAUUCACGCCAUCAGCAGCGGGGGAGAUCAUCGUGAGACGCUCGAGGCGGUGGUGGGCGAGGCGGCCGCGCGGCUUUCCUCAAAUCCGCACCUCGCGCAGCCGCGGGCGCCUGCAGCCGCGCCUUGGCUCGGCGUGGGCGUGCCGGCCGACGGGCUCGUGCCGUGCGCCGCGAGGAGCGACGACGCGGCCGAGGCUGAGGCGCGGAGGAAGCGGGCGCGACUGGUCGGCGAGGACGGGCGGAUGUGCGCCAGCCAGGGGAGCGCCGCGCCUGGCCGACGCGAGAGCACGCUCCUCACGAAGCUGGACCCCUGCGGCACCGGCGCAGACGACGUGUGCGGGUUCACCACCACCACCAACAACUCCACCUCGCUGGACCACGGCUCCCCGGAGGAGACAGAGAACACCAGCUUCGGCGGAGGCGCCAGCGAUUCCCGCUGCUUCAGCCGUCGGUCGCAGGGAGACGGGCUGUGCGACGAGGCAGAGAACGUCGUAAUCAAAGGGGAAGCUCCCAUGAGGUCAUCCAUCUGCACUAAGAGGAGCCGGGCCGCUGCCAUCCAUAACGAGUCUGAGCGUAAACGAAGGGACAGGAUCAACCAGAAGAUGCAAACCUUGCAAAAGCUCGUCCCCAACUCAAGCAAGACGGACAAGGCGUCGAUGCUAGACGAGGUGAUCGACCACCUGAAGCAGCUGCAGGCGCAGGUGCAGAUGAUGAGCCGGAUGAGCAGCAUGAUGAUGCCCAUGGCCAUGCCGCAGCUGCAGAUGUCCGUGAUGGCCAAUAUGGCACAGAUGGCCCAGAUGGCGCAGAUGGGCCUCGGCAUGAUGAACAUGGCCGGGCCCCUCGCCCAGCCCGCCUACGCCGGCCUCGCCCCGGCCAUAAUGCACCAGCCCACCCCGUUCGUCCCCAUGCAGGCCUGGAACGCCGCCGCCGCCGCCGACCGGCAGAAGCAGCCCGCCGCCGCCGUGCCGGACGCCUACUCCGCCUUCCUCGCCUGCCAAGUGGCGCAGCAGAAUGCACAGCAGCAGCAGCAAACCCAACCGAACGGCAUGGAGGCGUACAACAAGAUGAUGGCCAUGUACCAGAAGCUAAGCCAGCAGCAGAGCCAGUCAGGCAUCUCCAAAGAGUGAUGACCAUACUACAGUAGUGCAGCAACCUGUAGAGCAAAUGCCUUUGGAUAUGAGUAUCCGUCGACACACAACAGCACCUAGCUGUAAGUGUGUAACACCAUCUUGUAUUUUAUAUCAUCGUUUUGAUAAUUUUUUAGCUUGUAUAAAAUCACCAUCAGAUGUUAUAUGAAGCUGGCAUACGCAUCAUUUGGACUGGAA
Messenger RNA from Lolium rigidum, 1884 nucleotides. Its product is annotated as transcription factor UNE10. The record is from RefSeq and is a predicted model, not a curated record. NCBI's taxonomy places the organism in Eukaryota, Viridiplantae, Streptophyta, Magnoliopsida, Poales, Poaceae. Gene Ontology annotation, cellular component: nucleus. Bases 319 to 1686 code for a protein of 455 amino acids. Gene Ontology annotation, molecular function: protein dimerization activity. The transcript has 5 exons.